CCACUCCUACGGAUCUGGCACUUGUGACUUAACACAGAUGUUCCGUCACUUCCGAAUAAUCAAAAUAAUUUGGGCAUCUGACUCCUCGUGUAUGCCUCAUGUGUCCACAGCUGCGUAAACCCAUUGCCCAAUGAAUCUAGAUCAUCUAGAUAGGCCGAGUUCACACACUGCAGUCAUCGUUAUAAGGCUACAGCAACGCUUCCGAGUCUUCAUCACAUUUACCUUCUCAUGGAUCCUUCAGAGAUAAGACAGAGAAUCGACCGCUUUCGAGCCCUCGUUAUAGGAAGAGCGAAUGCAGGAAAAACUACUAUGUUGCGGAGAGUUUGUAACACACGGGAGAACCCAGACAUAUACAACAGCGCCGGGGAAAAGAUCGAUCCGACAGUUUUGAUGGCAUCCAGAGAGCGCGGAGAACAUGAGAUCGAGAAUGAACUGGUGUUUCGAAACAACCCAGGUUUUAUCUUUCAUGAUUCACGGGGGUUUGAAGCAGGCGGCGAAUCCGAAUUCGACAUGGUUAAGGCAUUUAUCGCGCGCCGUUCUAAGGAAACAAGAUUAAAAGAUCGACUCCAUGUCAUCUGGUACUGUAUCCCAAUGGACCAGGCAUGCAGGUCAUUCACCCAAGGCGAAAUCAAAUUCUUCUCUCAGUGCGACACCAGCAACAAAUCACAAUCCUCAGUUCCAGUGAUAGUAUUGUUCACAAAGUUCGAUGCCCUCUACGAUGAAGCAUACGGUCAGCUGAGAUCGAUGGGAAAAUCGAUGGAGGAGGCUGAAGAACUGGCACCGAAGCACGCGGAAGAGUCAUUUGCUAAUGGGCCACAAUUGAGGUUUCUAUACCACUCCGAAAAAAUUCGACACCCUCCAAAAUGUCAUGCUGAUUUGUUAGACAUGGAUAGGGAAGAUGCAGAUUGCGGGUCACUCAUGGAACGCACGGCUGAAACUCUGGACAAUGAAGUGCUGAAGCAAUUAUUCGUCUCGACCCAGCAGACGAACCUGGAGAUCUGCAUGAAAUAUGCAGUUCAGAUGUAA
Molecule: messenger RNA, 1026 nt
Organism: Suillus bovinus
Lineage: Eukaryota; Fungi; Basidiomycota; Agaricomycetes; Boletales; Suillaceae
Product: GTP-binding protein
Exons: 6
Coding region: 229-1026 (265 amino acids)
Source: RefSeq, a predicted model, not a curated record